This is a messenger RNA of Fukomys damarensis (Damara mole-rat), 4258 nucleotides long. It is a transcript of the gene Chchd10, whose product is annotated as coiled-coil-helix-coiled-coil-helix domain containing 10. Gene Ontology annotation, biological process: mitochondrion organization. The record is from RefSeq and is a predicted model, not a curated record. Gene Ontology annotation, cellular component: mitochondrion; nucleus. NCBI's taxonomy places the organism in Eukaryota, Metazoa, Chordata, Mammalia, Rodentia, Bathyergidae.
GGGGCGUGUCCUUGAGGCUCCGCCCCGCCCUUGGCUGGAUAGUGACGAGCGCUGCAGCGACUGUCCCUGAGAGGAGCCGCCACCUCUGUCCUCUCCACUGUACUCAUUUGGACUCUACCAUGCCUCGGGGGAGCCGCAGCGUGGCCGCCCGGCCAGCCAGCCGCCCGGCCGCAACUUCUGUCCACCCUCCCGCGCACACCGGCCAGCCCGGCCUGAUGGCGCAGAUGGCGUCCACAGCCGCCGGGGUGGCCGUGGGCUCGGCUGUGGGACAUGUCAUGGGCAGCGCCCUCACCGGAGCCUUCAGUGGGGGAAGCUCGGAACCUGCCCAGCCUGCUGCCCAACAGGCUCCUGUGCGUGCUGCCCCCCACCCCCUACAGAUGGGGCCCUGCUCCUACGAGAUCAAGCAGUUCCUCGACUGCUCCACCACUCAGAGCGACCUGUCCCUGUGUGAGGGCUUCAGUGAGGCCCUGAGGCAGUGCAAGUACAACCAUGGUCUGAGUUCUCUGCCUUGAAGAGGCUGCUGAGGACUCACGGGUUAGCUCUGAGAUGGCUCCCGACCACAGCUCUGCACCCACCCGAUCCCCUCACCGACAGCCGGACCACGAUGACAGAUUGUACCUGGGAAUGGGAGUAAGGACGGGGUUUCUUAUCCUACAGAUGACCCAAGACACAAGCAUAUAAUUAAAGAGUCUAUUUUAGAACACAGCCCACUGUGUGCCCUCUUGCUGGCUUGUCUGCCAGGAGCACCCUGGCUGGUGAGGAGGGGUCAGGGAAAUGGAUGGAUGUCCUAUUGCGGAGGGCUGGGAGGAGCCCUGUUGCAAUGUGCACUGUGGCUAGCCAAGGACAGACCACCUCAGGCAGUCCAGUGUGAGGUGAUAAGGCGUAAGCAGGUGACACCAAGGGCAUCUGAAUGGAGGCUGUAAUCCAGGGAGGAGCCUCUAUCUCCCCCGCUUAAGGGAUAUCUGCUCUUUUCACUCUUAUUGUUUUUGCCUUUGGAUCCCAUUAUCUGCACCCACAUCUUAGGGGGUUCCCCCCACCCUACAGCCUCACAUUUUGUAUGUGACCUUGCCCCUCUUGCUGAUGCAACUUCUCAGUAAUUCCAGAUUCCGCAAAAGGACUCCUGCUGGCUUGCUGUCUGUUUGCACCUGAUCCCAUGAGACAGGGGUCAGAGCCACCCUCCUUGAAUCUGAGACCAGCUCAGCAACUUGCCUGUAGUGCGCCAAGUCACAGGGCCUGCUGGAAUAGAGGAGUAGGCCAUUUGAACCCAGUGCAGGCUGCUUCAUCAAGCACUUUUAUCCAGUGCUACAGAAGGAACCCAGGGCCUCACACAUGCUAGGCAAGUGCCCUACUACUGAGCUACAUCCCCAGCUGUCACACACACACACACACACACACACACACACACACACACACACACACACACACACGCGCGCACUCCACUAUUGGAGAUCUAAUCCAGGCAUUGACUUCUUACUGUGUUAUAUAUAUUCUACAUCUAAGCACAGGACAUUCUUGCCCUAAGGUGCUUGCAUUCCAGCAGGCACAAUGUCUGCCCUCUUAGGGGUACGUAUGUGGGCUUUUUGAGGGUCUGCCUCUGCACAUACCUGUCUGUCCCUUGGGAAGGGAUUCCUACUUCAGCCUCUGGGCAUCCAUACCUUCUUCAUACUGCACUCCUGGUCCCAGCUAGCGGGUCCUGGAUGUCAGUGAGCCCAUCCUUCGGGACCUGGAAGAAGUGCCUUGCUCCUUCUGGCCACGCCGAUUGCCCAUGCGUCUCUUCCUGCUGUUACCCGUAGCUGGGAGGCCCGACAGCCAGUGCAGCUCUUCUGGAGGGCCCAGGAAGUCCUGCUGGUGAGGACUGGAGAGCAGAUGUGCCCUCCCCUGGGGCUCUGACUUGACACUCACCUGCCAGCUCAGGAUACCAGUCAUCCAGGUUCUCCAGUAGGGACACAUAGCGGGUAGGGGCUCCGCCUUCCCCUCCUGUGGAUUGUGGAGAAGACAAAAAGACCCUUGAUUGGCCCAAUGGUCUCCAUCCUUUUACUUUAGAUCUGUGCUUGCCCAGGCAAGGGUGACAGGGUACUGGGUACUAUGACAAGGAUAGGGUACUGGGUAGGAACAGGUUGGAACUAGGUCCUGGCCAAGGCAGGGGACUAGGUAGGGCCUUGUGUUGUCUGUAGCCUUCCCUUACAUUUUGAUACAGCUGCAGGGGAGUCUUGGGCUCCACUUACUGAUAAUUUGCACGAGAACAUAGGUCCCUCGCUCCUGCAGCAGGGGGCUACCCAUGGAAGGGGCUGAGGAAGUCCCCUUCUCCAGGUCCUCGCCCAGGCGCACCAGGUGCCCAUCCUCAGCCAAGAGGGCGAUGGUUGCUGGAGGGCAUGGAGAGAAGUUGGGCAGAGCUGGCCGCCCUGCCUGGGGGCUCUCAGCCCCUUCUCCCCUGACCUCUAUCCAUCUCCUUACCGUCUGGGGGCACCUGCCCCUUAUGCUUCAGGUGGGCAGUGAGGGUCACCAGGCUGCACCAGGGGUUGACCAGCUCCCCGUGGCCAGCUAAGGGACAGAGGCAGAGGUGAGCAGUUGGCACCCCCACUUUCCCCUCAAUCAAAGCCUCUGUUUCUCCAAUUCCUCUCUUCCCUUGGGCUGCGGUUAGGGCACAAUUGUCCAGGUAACUGUUUGUACUGUUUUUGGAGAGCCCUCCAUCCAGCUCUUUUGAGUUGUGAAUGAUUAAGACUCGAAAUUAAGGUUCACCACUUGAAUCGCAAGCACCGGCCAGGGUCCGGCCGCGCCCCAGCCAUACUGGGCCUUGGGCACCUGCCCUGCAGCCCGCCCCAACCCGACGGCCCCUCCCCCACCCCUAAUCCGACCCGUCUCUGCAGAGCGGCGGGGAACAUGCAGCUGCAGCUUUACGUAUCUGAUGCCAACUGAGGCUUGAGGGCCUCUGACUGGAUGGUAAAGAGACGGUGCAGUUAUUUAUUUAUUUAGAGAGGAUGCAGUUUUUAAAGGGCUGGACAGUAGCGCGGCGGGGGCAUACCCGGUAGGAACCUGCCCAGGACUCAGUCCAGGUUUUCCCUCAAGGGAUUCAUUUCAGGCUCUCGCUCUAUUUUCUUAUAGGUCGCUUCCCCACAUCCCCAUUCCUCCCUCUCACCCCUUCCUCCCGUCGCUACCUCCCCACCAGACCAGCGACCCCACUUACCUCCAAACCUCACUGUGAUAAACAUGGCUGCGGAGGCGGGGAGGAGACAGAUGGACGGGUGUAUGUGGGGGGGGGCGCUUUGAUCCUCCACCUCCGGAUUCCCCAACCUGAAAGGGCCUGGGCCUGAGAUCUACUUCAGGGCCGGGUCCUGCUGAGGAGAUGUGGACACGUGAAGGUCUCACGACCGGGUCCCAGCUCAGCCACCUGCUCUGCUAGUCCUAGACCCCUGGCCUCUUCCUGCAGUGCUUGCUGGGCCAGAGUAGCUCCCCUUAGCUCCUAAGCUGGUCUCCAUGGCAGUGGGAGCCGCUAAGACAUCUAGGCAGGAAAUGCCUUACCCCCAGUAUCCGGGUAACAAGCUGGCAGGGCGGGCAUUCCCUGAGGCGGUGCUCUGAUCAGGCUCAGAGUGGGGGCUCCAAAGUGGGGGUCCAGGGAUGCUCACAUGCUGACGUCAGAGCCCACAUUCCUCACCAGGAAAGGGCAAAGCCCCCAGCCUGGAAGAGGUGGCUGUUUGUGUCCCUACCAACCUCUGCAGGCUCUCUACCACCUAGGGACCUCCCAGGGCUGGCUUUCUUUUCCUCUCUGCCUUUCUCCUAGCCUUCCAGUCUUCCACCCUUGUUUCUUUUUCUUUUCUUAUCGAGUUUAUUGAGGUAUAACUUACACACUUUAAAACUUACUCUUUUCAGUGUUCUGAGGUUUGUUGUUGUUGUUUUUUAAUAUAUUAGGGAUUGAACCUACCUUUUGCUGAGCUACGCCUCCAGCCCUUUUUAAAAUUUAUUUGAGAUGGGGGCUUGAUAAAGUACCUAGGUAAGACUCAAAUUUGUGAUCUUUCUGCCUCCGAUUCCCAGAGCGCUGGAAUUACAGGCAUGUGUCACUACACCCAGCUUGCUUCUGAGGUUUUUUUUUUUCUUCUUUUAUUGAGUUUAUUGUUGAUUUUGAGUUUUGAUGGAUCACCAACCACCACAGUUAGGAUACAAAACAUUUACAUCACCCCCAAAAUUCCUUGGGCCUCUGUAGCUGAAUCAAAAUGGAGACACUUUUUCAAGUCCUACUCAACUCUCUCCAAAAUAAAUAAAG